This is a messenger RNA of Closterium sp. Naga37s-1, 768 nucleotides long. The record is from the annotation of a GenBank genome assembly. NCBI's taxonomy places the organism in Eukaryota, Viridiplantae, Streptophyta, Zygnematophyceae, Desmidiales, Closteriaceae.
AUGUUUUUCCACAAGUUCGUUCCCUUCCGCCGGCUAGUGAACGCCAAGAAGGGGGGCGACUUGUUCACCUUUGGGGAAUUCGCGUGGCUGCUGAGACUCAUGAGGGAGCAGCGCCAAGCACGCAUGGAUUCGCACGUUCAGCCUUCCCCUGCUGCCCCUCCUUCACCUACUCCUCCUCUUUCCCCCUCUCCCCCCCCCUUCACCCAUCAGAUGUUUUUCCGCAAGUUCAUUCCCUUCCGCCGGCUAGUGAACGCAAAAAAAGGGAAUGACCUUUUCUCUUUUGGAGAAUUCGCGUGGCUGCUGAGACUCAUGAGGGAGCAGCGCCGUGGCCGCAUGGAGUCGCACGUUCAGCCGCAGAUCGACGCGUGCCGGUUCGACAAGAUCCGAUUUGAUUUCGUCGGGCGGUUUGAGAAUCUAGCGGAGGAUGUGGGGGCGGUGCUGAGGAGGCUGAACCGCACUGUGGGCGAGUCGUACCGCGCUGUGGGGGAGUUGGGGGCGCUUAAGAGCUCGAAAGAUGCGCAUCCGACCAAUGCUGGGAGCAAGCUGCUAGAGCUGUAUGAUGAGGUGAGUGGGACAAUGGUGGUGGGGGCAAUGAUGGUGGAACCAGGUGUGGGAGUGGGUGAGUGUGUGCUGCGGAGGUUGAACCGCACUGUUGGUGAGUCGGGUGCGUUUAAGAUCUCCAAGGAUGCGCAUCCCACUAAUGCUGGGAGCAAGCUGCUAGAGCUGUAUGAUAAGGUGAGUGUGUCAGUGGCAUGGUCAUGUGAGUGA